ACCCUCAGGCUAUGAUCUUCCAGUAUAUUUACCAAUGGAUCAUUUCUUUUGCAUCUCCACUUGUGCGAGUGACGGUUUUGCCCUCAGGCCAUGAUCUUCCAGUACAUUUACAAACGGAUCAUUCCUUUUCCUUCACAUCUCCAUUGUGCGAGCGACAGCUUCGCGCGCAGCUCGCAAGUUCUGCCAUUGACUUUAUGCUCUCGUUUACGCCAGACUUUUCAGCGUUUGCUCAGAUGCGCAAGAGACACAGACAUCGUGGCGUUCUCAAUGGACGCGAUAUCCUUGCUGGAACUCGUUUCUUAUUCGCAGCUUAAUCGCUGUACAUGGACAAAAUUUGAUACUAGAUGUGGUAAUAUCUCUCGUUAUAAAGCUAGUUCAUUUUGUUAAGAGUUCUCUCACUUGCGCCCAAAUCUUUACCACCAUGGCCCGUUGGCUAGUGAUACUCUCUGCGCUUUUUCUAUCGGCCGAUUCAAGUGCCCAAUCACACACGCGAUUAGCUACGCAUUCGCGUCCGAAAUUAACUGUUCGCUCCCAGACAGACACAGCGUCAUCUUCGCCAGCAAACACAACUAUCAUAUACUCGGACCGUGCAAGCUACGUCAAUGUUUUCAUAGGCACAACCAAUGGAGGACAUGUUUUCCCCGGUGCCACUCUUCCGCAUGGGAUGGUGAAAGUCGGGCUUGACACUGAUUCCCCGGGAAAUCAAGCGGGUUACGAUGCCGAUGCAACAUUCAAUGCUACCGGUUUUUCGCAGCUGCACGAUUCAGGGACUGGUGGUGGUACACCGCUAUCCAACUUUAAGCUCUGGCCUCUGCCUGAAUGCGACUCAUUCGCAUCCUGUAACACAUCCUUGCUUACCAGAAAGACGUUACGGAAAGUCCUUCCUGAUGGUUCUCCUGACGAUGCUGGUUCGCCUGGUUACUUUGCGACGAAUCUCUCUACUGGCGUUCAGGUGGAGUUGACUGCUUCAGGUCGUACUGCACUUCACCGUUACACAUUCCCGCCGUCGUCACGCGAACCUCGUAUUGUUGUGGACAUCACGAACGAUGGCAUGGACAACACCACAGCACCUGUUGUUAACAUUAACCCUACUACUGGGCGCGUCACAGGGGGAGGCAGUUUUGCUUCAGCGUUUGGUCCUGGAAGAUACAAAGUCUAUACUUGUGUAGAUUUCAAAGGUGACGGUCAUGACUUCAAGGCUCCCACUGAAUACGGGCUUUGGCUGGGGAAUACUCCUGUGCAGAAUAGCACACAGGCCAAUCAAUUAAACUCCGGCUUCGCGUCUGAGAUGGGUGCUCUGAUGACUUUCCCGCCCUCUCCUAAUUAUAUUCACACGACCAUCCUUGCACGUGUCGGUGUUUCAUUCAUUUCCUCUGGUCAGGCCUGCGCCAAUGCUGAAUCAGAGAUCCCGGACUUCAAUUUCGAUAAGACCGUCGCAACAGCACGAGAAGCAUGGAACGAACUUCUAUCCCGAAUCCAAGUCGAUACUCAGGGCGUGGACAAAGAAAUUACUGAACUGUUCUACUCAUCAUUUUACAGGACGCAUAUUUCUCCCGCUGAUUACACUGGCGAAAACCCCAAAUGGAAUUCCACCGAGCCUUAUUAUGAUUCCUUUUACUGCAAUUGGGACACUUACCGUACCCUGUAUCCUCUAAUGUCGCUUCAUGACCCCGAGGUGUUCGCCCGCAUCGUUCGUGGAAUGAUCAACAUUCAACAGCAUGAAGGUUGGUUGCCUGAGUGCCGUGACGCUACUCUUCAGCAGUGGGUCCAAGGUGGAAGCAACGGCGACCCUAUUCUCGGAGAAUUCUUUGUCAAAUUUUAUGAGCAUGCUAGCGCUCUGAAUGUCUCAGCUCAUAGUCUGUACAUUGCCCUUCUUGCUGAUGCAGAAAAACAACCACACGACUGGGAUCUCCAAGGAAGACAGACAACUGCCUGGAAAAAAUACAACUUCAUCCCUUCUGACAUUGAUGACUUGGGAGGUACCGCCACUAGGCAAGUCUCACGUACAUUAGAGUACUCAUUUGAUGACUUUUCCAUCUCGCAAGUUGCAAGAAUUCUCAACAAAACGAAUGAUGUAGCCAAGUACCAAGCCCGAGCGGGAAACUUCAUCAAUGUCUGGAAUGAGAAGGUCACACUUCCCGGAAAUUCCUCGAUCAAGGGCAUGAUGCAGCCUCGCUUCGCAGAUGGGCAGUGGAAUUACACCGACCCUCGUCAUUGCAGUGUAAAUGAUCCUCUCCAUUCAACCUGUUACCUCGAUCCUACAAACAUUGAUGGCUUCUAUGAGUCAUCUCCUAUGGUGUAUUCUCAAUAUGUUCCUCAAGACACAGCCAAGUUGAUCUCGUUGCAGGGAGGCAACGAGUCAUUCAUAAAUCGACUGAACUUGAUCUUCGAUCAGAACUACUUCGAUGUCACAGAUGAGCCAUCUCAGCAAAUUCCUUUCAUGUACCACUACGUCAAUCGGCCUGGUCUCAGUACCCGACGCUCCCGGAUGAUAAUGGCUGAGUCUUACAAUACCACGGUCAGCGGUCUUCCGGGUAAUGAUGAUUCUGGCGCCAUGGGCAGCUACGCCGUUUUCUACCUCUUGGGCAUGUACCCGCUUCCAGCAACACGCCAAUACCUUCUCGCUUCGCCCUAUUUCCCAAAGGUCACGUUUUAUAACCCGCUUUUUAAUACCACGACGACGAUCAUUGCCAAAAAUUUCACGGGCAACCCUCACAAUGGCGUUGGUGGAACAGUCUUUGUCAAGAGCGUGACUAUCGAUGGCAAGUCAUGGCAUUCAAAUUGUUACCUAGACUGGGAUGUCUUUAUCAAAGGCUCCACCGUCGAGCUUGAGCUCACUGAUGAUAUCAAUAACACGUGCGGAGAAGGACCUCACGCUCUGCCCCCCUCCCUUUCGACUGGUGGAUACAGUGGAUCGAUUUGAAAAGAAAAUUGGGACCGAUUAGGUAGACCACGUUCAUAUCCUGGUGCAUUGCAAUUGCCUUGUCAGACAUUUGAAUAACUGCACUUCCAACUCGCUGUAUGACCA
This is a messenger RNA of Suillus bovinus, 3028 nucleotides long. RefSeq names its product glycoside hydrolase family 92 protein. The transcript is spliced from 24 exons. Gene Ontology annotation, biological process: protein deglycosylation; carbohydrate metabolic process; glycoprotein catabolic process. The record is from RefSeq and is a predicted model, not a curated record. Gene Ontology annotation, molecular function: carbohydrate binding; peptide-N4-(N-acetyl-beta-glucosaminyl)asparagine amidase activity. Bases 422 to 2923 code for a protein of 833 amino acids. Gene Ontology annotation, cellular component: cytosol; nucleus. Lineage: Eukaryota; Fungi; Basidiomycota; Agaricomycetes; Boletales; Suillaceae.